AUGAACACGCAAUGGCAACCUCAAAGUUCCAAUCACAAAACCCCCUCGUUUAUCACAUACCAGCCCAAACCCCCUUUACAUCCAACCUCACAUACCUCUUCAGAAAACCCCACGACUACACAAUACCAAUCUCAUUCUCAAAGUUCUAGUGUCUCAGACUCAACAUCCCUAGCUGAAUCGCGCUGGAUACCCCCCAAUCAUCCUCUCGAAACCAUCACUCCGUUUAUAAACCCCACUCCUUUUGCCUCCACCCUCGCAAACACUUUUCACUUGUUCCAUUCUCACUCCCUCCUAUACAAAUCAGGCGUUACGCCUCAUGAAUUGCAAAUGCAUCUUGCCGCCGGCUCCUGCGGCGUAACUAUCCACGGGACUGUUUCCACUCCCGAAAACACCGACGGUUACCAAAACGGCACACUCGGCAUCAUAAUUGCGCAAGAAAUGCCUCUAACUCCUCGUUUAUAUCUACCCGCCCAGCGUAAGAAGAUUUCUGAAUCUAUGCGACAGGUUGUGUUAGAUUUACAUGGAAAGGGCAUUGUGCACGGUGAUAUUUAUCUGUCGAAUUUUCUGCUCUGUGCUUCUGGGAAUUCAAACGAUCAAGUCAGUGUUAAACUGAGUAAUUUCCACGAUUCUCAUUUUAUUUCAGAUUCUUCUCAAAACUCAGUCGAUCAUGAAAAAGAAGAGCAAUGGACACCAAUCCUCAACGGAAAGAUGAUUUCUCCGAACCGAGCAAAUGAGUGGAUGAAAGGAAGGGAUAGGAAAGCGACCAAAGAAGAUGAUCUGUAUGCGCUGGGUAUCUGUAUGUGGGAACUGUGGAGUGGAAAGAGGUACGAUGAAGCGCGUGGGAUUUGGGAAGAUGUGAGGAGGGGUGACCUAAAAGGAAGAGGAGUGGAUAUGAAGGGGGUCGGAGAUAAGGGAGUUAGAGCUUGGGUAAGAGCAUGGCUGAGAGGUGGAGGAGCAAUCGUUUGA
Molecule: messenger RNA, 966 nt
Organism: Botrytis porri
Lineage: Eukaryota; Fungi; Ascomycota; Leotiomycetes; Helotiales; Sclerotiniaceae
Exons: 1
Coding region: 1-966 (321 amino acids)
Biological process (GO): protein phosphorylation
Molecular function (GO): protein kinase activity; ATP binding
Source: RefSeq, a predicted model, not a curated record